Molecule: messenger RNA, 2126 nt
Organism: Kogia breviceps (pygmy sperm whale)
Lineage: Eukaryota; Metazoa; Chordata; Mammalia; Artiodactyla; Physeteridae
Gene: CALCRL
Product: calcitonin receptor like receptor
Biological process (GO): adenylate cyclase-activating G protein-coupled receptor signaling pathway; cell surface receptor signaling pathway; angiogenesis
Cellular component (GO): plasma membrane
Molecular function (GO): calcitonin receptor activity; adrenomedullin receptor activity; calcitonin gene-related peptide receptor activity
Source: RefSeq, a predicted model, not a curated record
GUGACAACCCUUCCAAUCUACUCAGAGCAACCCUCUCUCUCCAGCAGAGAGUGUCACCUCCUGCUUUAGAUCAUCAAGCUCUGCUAACUGGACCUCACCCUGCCUGCAGGGUUACACUGCAAAGCUUUCACCCUUCUCCACCUUGUCUGGGGGUACAUUUCUUCUGCGGAAUCUCAGAAAAUCAAAUUCCAUCCUAAGAAUAUUUCACCAAGAAUUUCCUUAGGAGCUGUGCUGGGGUCCUAUGAUGAUACACCAGCCACUUGUGCUACCACCUGUCAAAACUAUGGAUGGUCCUACCUUCAGGUCAUGACCCUGGAUUUAAGAAAUUUUUCAAGACAGUUUUGAGUAUAAUCCAAGAGAAAAUGUGAUUGAGUCUGGAGACAAUUGUGAAUAUCAGCUAAUAAUAAAAGCCCAGUGUAGCUGACUGAAGAGAAAACAUUAUUUGGAAGAUCACUACAAUAAAAAGUUUCUUCUAGUUUGAUUUAUAUUAUAUAGCAUAUUUCAUCUUGGCUUUAAUGAUGGAGAAAAAGUAUAUCCUUUAUUUUCUGUUUCUCUUGCCUUUUUUUAUGAUUAUUGUCAUAGCAGAAUCAGAAGAAGAGAACCCUGGUGACUUAAUUCAGCUGGGUGUUACUAGAAAUAAAAUCAUGACGGCUCAAUAUGAAUGUUACCAAAAAAUUAUGCAAGACCCUGUUCAACAAACAGAAGGCAUUUAUUGCAACAGAACCUGGGAUGGAUGGCUGUGCUGGAAUGAUGUUGCUGCAGGAACGGAAUCAAUGCAGCACUGCCCAGAUUACUUUCAGGACUUUGAUCCUUCAGAAAAAGUUACAAAAAUCUGUGACCAAGAUGGAAACUGGUUUAGACAUCCAGCAAGCAACAGAACAUGGACAAAUUAUACCCAAUGUAAUGUUAACACACAUGAGAAAGUGAAGACUGCACUGAAUUUGUUUUAUCUGACUAUAAUUGGACAUGGAUUAUCUAUUGCGUCACUGCUUAUCUCACUUGGUAUAUUCUUUUAUUUCAAGAGCCUAAGUUGCCAAAGAAUUACCUUGCACAAAAAUUUGUUCUUCUCUUUCGUUUGUAAUUCUAUUGUAAUAAUCAUUCAUCUCACUGCAGUGGCCAACAACCAGCCCUUAGUGGCCACAAAUCCUGUUAGCUGUAAAGUGUUCCAAUUCAUUCAUCUUUACCUGAUGGGCUGUAACUACUUUUGGAUGCUUUGUGAAGGCAUUUACCUACACACGCUUAUUGUGGUGGCUGUGUUUGCAGAGAAGCAGCACUUGAUGUGGUAUUAUUUUCUUGGCUGGGGAUUUCCACUGAUUCCUGCUUGUAUACAUGCUGUUGCCAGAAGCUUAUAUUACAAUGACAACUGCUGGAUCAGUUCUGAUACCCAUCUCCUCUACAUUAUCCAUGGCCCAAUUUGUGCUGCUUUAUUGGUGAAUCUUUUUUUCUUAUUAAAUAUUGUACGUGUUCUUAUCACCAAGUUAAAAGUUACUCACCAAGCAGAAUCCAAUCUCUACAUGAAAGCUGUGAGAGCUACGCUUAUCCUGGUGCCAUUACUUGGCAUUGAAUUUGUUCUGUUUCCAUGGCGACCUGAAGGAAGGAUUGCAGAGGAGGUGUAUGAUUACAUCAUGCACAUCCUGAUGCACUAUCAGGGUCUUUUGGUAUCUACAAUUUUCUGCUUCUUUAAUGGAGAGGUUCAAGCAAUUCUGAGAAGAAACUGGAAUCAAUAUAAAAUCCAAUUUGGAAACAGCUUUUCCCACUCAGAUGCUCUCCGUAGUGCAUCUUACACAGUGUCAACAAUCAGUGAUGGUGCAGGUUACAGUCAUGACUGUCCAAGUGAACACUUAAAUGGAAAAAGCAUCCACGAUGUUGAAAACGUUGUCAUAAAACCGGAAAAGUUAUACGACUGAUAAUAGAGCGUGUACUGCUGAACUAUUUUGUUCCACUCCUAACUCAAGGACUUGGAUCCAUGACUUUACAAUCAGAAGACUUCAAUAUUAAAUGAAAUAUUUGAAGGUGACAAAGAAAACCCUCACGUGAAUUCAGUAGUGUGUUGAUAAAUGUUUCACACUAGCUCCAUGGGGGAAAACAGUCCUGAUUUGUAAUUUUUGCCAGUUUUUAUGGUGUAA